UGAGGCAACUAUCUCCAUCUGCAGAAAAUACACAUGACACACAUAAUCGCAGAGCAAGGCUGAAUGUACAGGCAGGCUAUGCACUGGUGUUAAAUGUCGGGGAAGUGAAACUGACCAGAAAAUACCCACAAUAGCGUUCCUUGACAAUCUGUCUCCCAUUCACAGUUACAUUUGUUCAGCUCUAAACACAUGCAAGUGAUGAAUUACAGGUGACAUCAUCAACCUCAUCAACCUUAUUUGGAGGUGGCCCUCAAGGAAUAGGGUUGCCUGCCUCAUUUGAUUUCUUUUCCCCCCUGUCUCAUUUCCUACCGUAACACUUGAUUGCUGACUUUGUAGGUGACCUUUAAGAAAAAAAAUAUAUAUAUAUUAUAAUAUUUGUUUAUUUUUUGGGGUCGGAAAUGUGGACUUUUUGUCUUCUCUGCGUCUGUUUACCAUGGUCUUCGUGCGGUGACGCAGAAACAGCUGCUAACGUUGCGGCUGAAGGCAGAGCGGCGCUACAGAGGGUUCGGAACCUUGCGGCCCAACCGCGCUAUGGUGAAUGUUGGUCUAACGCGCUGGAGAAUAUCGACGCGCGUUGCAGAGACUUCACAGUUGAUAUACAGAGUGGGAUUGCCCUACGUUUUACUCACUGUCACCUGCGCAAAUCUGGCCGUACAUUCCCGGCAUGUCCAGAGGGCAGCGAGGUCAGCAGCUGUACUAGAACCAUGGACCCUGUGGCAUUCAACGCCUACACGGAAUUCUUCACCCACGCCCACAGCAUCUGUCGACACCUGCAGAGUGAGAGCUGGCAACACCAGGCUGAGAACACCAUCCACAGGUGCAGUGGUAUGUGCGGUACACCUGACUACAGGUGCAGUGGUAUGUGCAGUACACCUGACUACAGGCUAACAGAGAGCUCAGCAGGGGUGGUGGAGCGAUUGUCCUCAACCCAGCGUAUGGCUGAGAGCCUAGUGGAGGCCCAGAACGUCGCCCUCAAGUCACAGGAGACGAUCCUACGCAACGGAGAGGAACUCAAACACACUCUCCACCAUUCUACCCAAGGCAUCAGAGCAGUAUUUGAUGAGAUGAGACUGUCAACCCAGGAGCAACAAGUAGCAUUCUCAGAGAUCUUCAACCGUGUCACUUUCCUCCAGAGUUUCAUCAUGUCAGAGUCUCACACCCUCACCAGUCUACUCUACAACUCACUGGGGUUCCUCGUCUCCUUCUUCCUCACCUCGACACAGCGGACUGCUCCAGCCAGGUUUGUUCUGUUUGGUCUGGUAGUGCUGAAUGUGUACCUGGAGAGGAUGCUCUGUAGAGCGGUGCUGGACUCCUCUGAACCAGGCUACCAGCAGAUGGAGCAAAUCAGCCUGUUGGUGGGCCUCCUCAGAAGGGCCAUGGUUCUAGUGGGUCUAUUGGCUCUGGUCUACGUUGCUGUACGGUAUCGUAAUGUCACCAAAGAGAGCCUGGAGAUCCUCACCCAACUCAAAGAGACUCGUACAAGUCUUCAGCUGGCCCUGCAGAAAGCAGAGUGUCUCUCUGAGGCGGUGGACAGGAGGAGCAGCGGAGCAAGAGGUCGAAGGUCAGAACACCGACCCAGUAGUAGGAAGGAGAAUAAGGAAGAAAACGACAGCACUUCAGAUUUCACAUCGGAGAAACCCUACGUGACUCAAACCUAUGAUGGCUGGCAGUACGACAGCAGUCACAGCAGUCACAGCAGUCACAGCACCCUUGGAGGAGAGGAGACCCAGACCCAACGUACCCUGCCCGGCCCUGCAAGACCUCAGCGUCGCUCCUCUGUCUCUAGACGUGCCCCGUCCUCCCCUUUGGUCUACAGUAUACUGGUGGAGGAUAAGCAGACACGCUACAAUCUGAGGAACCGGAGAUCUUCUGUGUCAGGCCUGGGGACAGACAGAGGGACUGACAUGGGCCUGGGGACAGACAGAGAGGAACUGACAUGGGCCUGGGGACAGACAGAGAGAGGAACUGACAUGGGCCUGGGGACAGACAGAGGGACAGACUGAUUUAGAUUAAAGUGUACCCAAACGCUCUUCGGCCUUGGCUAAAGGA
Molecule: messenger RNA, 2049 nt
Organism: Oncorhynchus keta (chum salmon)
Lineage: Eukaryota; Metazoa; Chordata; Actinopteri; Salmoniformes; Salmonidae
Exons: 11
Coding region: 399-2003 (534 amino acids)
Source: RefSeq, a predicted model, not a curated record